AUGACCCGCCUCCAGCUUCUUCUUCUCGCGGUGCUAACCAGCUUUGUUAAUGCUCAGAAACUGGUUGUCGUUAUCGGUAAGACAUUUUUUUAUACUUUUAAAAAAUAAUUUUUAGCUAUUGACAGCUGUGUGUUAUUUGUAACUGCCUUUUUAGUUUACAAAGCCUCAGGGAGAAAUAAAAAGUCCAGUAAAAUUCUCAAAUAUAAAAAGAGUGUAAUUGCGAAUUAGCAAAGAUUCUGAAAUGAUAACUUGAAUUAUUUUUUCUUUCAAAAUCAAUUCUCUCACCUCAACUCAUCAGAACACUUUUUUCAAUGGUGGGACGAAAAAAAAAACUAACUCGUGAAUGCUGGAGUAUCCUCGGCUUCGCUCCAAUUUCCCUUUUGGGAAAGACAAGAUCUAAAAACGAUUUUAAUUGGCAAUCAAAAAAUCUUGGUUUUCAUAAUUUUUUGAUCUGGUCCAAAAUAAAAUACUCAAUUAUUUUUCCUCGUGACUAAUGAAUUGUUGUUUUCGAAAACUCAUAUCAUUUAUAAAAGCUUCGUGAUUAUCAGAAAGAGCUGAUAAAAAAUUAGCUUCAUCUCAACAGCCUUUUUGAUAGUGUCAAGAUAAUGUAAAAUGAAUAAAACCAGAUACAGAACUUUCUAGAAAUAUAAAGUUUUUAAUGAAAAAUCGGAAAACCGUUCUUCCUUCCUGUCUCUUUGAACUACUUACAUAUUUUUCUCAGUUGACGGUUUGUCGAGUACAAACUUCCAUCGAUUCGCCCACCUUCCGGCAUUUCGGACUUUCGAAGAAGAAGGCGUCUGGUCCACCAAACUUUUCCCCGUCUUUCCGUCUUUCGGCAUCUCCAAUCGUCAUUCCCUCUUAACAGGUACACAAUUUAAUUGAAUAUUUACGAGCUGUUUAUACAUCAACCUGAACAGAACCAUUGUCUCAAAAAAAAUCACUUCAAAUAGAUAUUUUCCAAAUAAUUUAGCUUUUUUUUUUUCUUACUUGAUUUUCUCCCUAUACUCAAGUACUUAGCCACCACCCGGAAAUCAUUGGAAACUAUUGACCGAACUAUGUUUGACCAAUUCUUGUUUCUUUAAUAUUUUCUAUUUCAGUUUUCCAUUUACUUAGACUUCUCGGGAUUCACAUUGAUCUCAAAUAACUUUCUGAUUUGUACUUUUUGUUCUCAUUCGUACAUUUCAAUCAGUUAUAUGAAAUCCGAGAUAUUAAAACGAAAUGAAUUUCGGCGUUUCAAAUGGCACGCAAUUAUUUGCCAUGUCUCCGUUAUUCACGACACGCAACACGCUUUCAUUGCAAUAACAGGACAAAAUAAACAAAAGUUGGAAAGAAUUUUUUGGCGUUUGUUCUUCUUUUAUUAAUUCAAUUUUAUUCGGAUGUAUUCUUCAUUGUUUGAUCUCAGGACUUCCCCCACGACGCCAUGGGUUCAUCGGAGACUACAUGUUCAACUGGCGUACCGGCGAAACAUUCAGAAACUUCACGCAACCCGGCGAUUACAAAUCGUUCGCAAUUCCAAGGAAUUUUUGAUAGAUUUGCUUUUCAGUGAUUGGUGGACAGUUGAGCCGAUCUACGUGACAGCGAGUCGGGCAAAAGCCUCGACGGCCUUGUUUUUCUUCCCUGAAUGCGAGGUUUUCAUUUGUUUUUGAAACCGUCGAAAACAUGUAAGAAAACUUUCAUAGAUUCGAAAAGUAGGUGUGUUUGAUCUAUUCAAUAAUUAUAUGCGAUUUUAAACCUAUUUAGAAAAAAUUCUCAUCUUUUCGCCAACUUUCUUAGAAUUUCCUUUAUAUUUGAAAUGUUUUUUUUUUCAAGUUUUUAAUUUUUAUACUCCUUUUUUUGCAAAUUGGUUCUGUUAGAAGCAGUUAAAUAAAAUAAAUAAUUAAAUAAAUGAUAGGGAAAACUGAAGAUUAGCUUCUAAAUAAUGAAGAAUUUUAGAUGAUUUUCGUGUUGAUAAAAGGAAAAAUAAAAAACUCAAAAAGAACGCUUUCCAGACUUUCAUCACUUCGUUCAGGAACAGAUUUUCUCAUCAUUUUGAUCAAAAAAAUUUGAUAGAUCAUUUCUAACUUUCAGGUCGAUUGGGAUCCUUAUCCUCACACUUGCGUCCCUCCGAGACCCGAUGGCCGCACUUUUUCCGACGAGUCCGAAGCCAAAGCUGUCGUUCAAGCUAGCAAGUUUGUCUUUUCAAAUCUAAACACUUUUCCAACACGCUUCUGUCGUUUUGAAAAAUUUUCUACAUACUUAACGUCACUAUUUAUAAUUUUAGAACACACGACCUCGUGCUGGUGUACCAUCCAUGGAUUGGCGCCGAAUUUUCCGCCGCCGGCGCGGCUCAUUCAAACUCCAAAACUUCGCGGGAGAUCAAAAAGUUUCAGCAUGUGAGUUUGUGGAGGUCAUCAUUUGGUGAAAAAAAAAACUUUGAUGUGAUUCUUUGUUUUCUUACUGUCAAGAAAGCUUGAUUCAACACUUUCCAUCUCAAUGGAGAUUUAGCCCCUACGAGUCCUUUCACAAACAUUUCUGUCUACCCUAGAAUUCAAAACUUCUUUUUUUUACAGUCACUGGAAAGAUUGACUGCACAAGCGAGAGAAAGAAUCGAUUUGAACGUUUUGGUGGUUUCGACGCACGGAUUGGUCGAUGUUCCACGACAAAAUAUUCGGUUAACUCGGGUUUUAAUUUUUUGAAAAAAGCAGCUCACAAAAAUAGCCGUGAAAAAAGCUUUACAAAAGUCUCGAUGUGCGCUCUAUGACUAACUUGAAAAUUCCGCUUUUUUUGACGAAAAAUAAUUUAGAGUACUGGACGAGUUUGUUCCGAUGGAACUUAUCAACACGACUGUUGGCAGUGGGGCGAUCAAGCAGCUCAUCGUCAAAAACGGCAAAACUCAUCAAAUUUACAGGUUCCCUCAAACUUGAAAAACUAAAAUAGAGAAGGAUUUUCUUUCAGUCAGUUGCGGCAUCACAAUCCGAUUCCAAACGUCAGAGUCUACUAUACCACACAAAAAGUAUUUUUUCUGUUGUUGAAAGUUACGCAUAAAUCAAAACCAAAAAAAAAAAAUUAUUUCCCUGUCUUUUUUCAAGCUUUCGUCUUUAAUCAAAGUGGCUAUUUAUUCCGUCUUGUAACUCGUAUUUUGUCGUAUUUUGCUACAAACGUGGGAGUUUCCAAGCUCCUUUGAAAGCUUUUUCUGAACUUAAGAAAGAUUAAGGUGAGUGACAUGCCGGACUGGUACAACUAUAAGAAGAGCGAAAAUGUUGCCGAUUUAGUCUUGGUUGCAGAUCCUGGCUAUGCGAUAGUCACAGUGAGUUCAUCUUCUUCACUAUAAAAAUGAAAAAAACUCUCAUGAGUCUAAAAUUCUUGUAAAGAGCAGAACCAUAAGAAAAAUUCUUUUUAGGCAUGCAAUUUUUUGACAGUUUUUUUCCCAUUUUUUUCGAACCAGUUCUAUUUCUUGAAGAGCUUCCUUUUCAGUACACUGUUUCGCUUAUUGAACUGGGACCUUUCCUCGAAACUUCAUUGAUCUUUUAAACUUUGAAAAACAGUUCCCGACGUCAAACGCUAAGAACUUUUCAGGGCUUAUCAGAAACAUUUAUUUUCUGUUAAAUACUUCAGAAAGACGUGACCAAACAGUUCCCGACGCCGAAUCUGCACGAAAUCCCACGCGCUAUCUCGGGAUACAAUAGUCAAUUUCCUGAUGUAGUUGGCGUUUUUCUCGCAUUUGGGCCAGGUAAAUGGAUUAUUCAGGUGAAACAUCCCCUUAAAGACUUCGUAACCUGGAGCAACGUCAAAAACCUUGCAAAGAUAACGGGACUAUGGCUGGCCAAUUAA
Caenorhabditis auriculariae is the source of this 3810-nucleotide messenger RNA. Lineage: Eukaryota; Metazoa; Nematoda; Chromadorea; Rhabditida; Rhabditidae. The record is from the annotation of a GenBank genome assembly.